Centropristis striata (black sea bass) is the source of this 2620-nucleotide messenger RNA. RefSeq names its product poly (ADP-ribose) polymerase family, member 3 (gene parp3). The record is from RefSeq and is a predicted model, not a curated record. The transcript has 11 exons. Gene Ontology annotation, molecular function: NAD+ poly-ADP-ribosyltransferase activity. Bases 185 to 1786 code for a protein of 533 amino acids. Gene Ontology annotation, cellular component: site of double-strand break. Lineage: Eukaryota; Metazoa; Chordata; Actinopteri; Perciformes; Serranidae.
GGAGCUCCUCCUCUUCCUCUGACUGUAAACUGGAUGUAAACUUACCGAAAAUCUGACUCAGACAGUUUAGCCUCCAGGCAGCCCGACGACAGCUUCAACAGCGAGGAGACCCUGACCGUCUGCUGCCCUCUCUCUCAGCCUUGCUGCCAUUAUUUAAAGUUUAAAGGGUUUUUCAGCAAGGAUCAUGCCCCCAAAGAGACGAGCUGCCACUGCUGCCAAGGCAGCCAAGGCAGGAAGCAAGAAGGCGAAAAAGGAGCCUGAGGCACCGAAGCCCAAAGAUGCCUUCACCUCUGCAAAAGAGGCCCUUCUGGCUGCAGGGCCACAGGUGAAAGGCAAGAGGAAGGUGGAUGAGCACUGCUCACUGUCAAACUCCGGAGAGGUUUAUGAGGACUAUGACUGCAUGCUCAACCAGACCAACAUUGGGCAUAACAAUAAUAAGUUUUAUGUCAUUCAAGUUGUUAAACAAAGUAACAGCUACUAUUCAUGGAACAGAUGGGGUAGAGUGGGGGAAAUGGGACAAAGCAAACUUGUUAAUUGUGGUAAUGCUGAGGCUGCUGUCAAGGACUUUGAGAAAAAGUUUAAGGAUAAGACCAAGAACAACUGGAGCGAUCGGGCGAAUUUUGUGUCUCACUCUGGGAAGUACACCCUGAUCGAGGUGGAUGGAGAUGAGAACGCAGAGGUCAAGGUGGACGUGGUCGAUGGAAAGAAUGUCAAAGUUACCAAAAAUGUCGAAGCUUGUACCCUGGACAAAUCUACGCAGAGGCUCAUCGGGCUCAUUUUCAGCAAUGACAUGUUCAAGGAGGCGAUGGAAUGUAUGAACCUAGACAUCAAGAAGAUGCCUUUGGGCAUGCUCAGCAAGGUUCAGAUUGCAAAGGGCUUUGAAGUGCUGGAGGAGAUCGAGGAAGCCAUGAACAAGAAAAGCAAACACUCACGUCUGGAAGAACUUUCCUCAAAGUUCUUCACCACAAUCCCACACAACUUUGGCCGGAGCAGACCACCAGUCAUCGACAACGCAGAGAUUGUGGAGAAAAAAAAAGAGAUGCUCAUGGUGCUGGCUGACAUCGAGGUUGCUCAGACUCUGAAGUCAGAGACUGAAAAGGCUCAGGAAGAGAUGAUAGAGACAGUUCCUCACCCUCUGGACCAGGACUACACCUCUCUCAAAUGCAGGCUCAGUCUAAUGGACAAGGGCACAGAAACAUUCAAGAUCAUAGAAAAAUACCUGAAAGAGACUGGAGGUGACUAUCGUAAACCAAAAAUUAUUGAUGUUUGGGAAGUCGAUCGAGAGGCGGAGGGAGAUCGGUUUAGCGAACAUGGCGGCCUGGAGAACCGCCGUCUGCUGUGGCACGGUACAAACAUAGCAGUGGUGGCAGCUAUCCUGAAGAGCGGCCUGAGGAUAAUGCCCCAUUCAGGAGGCCGUGUCGGUCGUGGUAUCUAUUUUGCAUCGGAAAACUCCAAGUCUGCAGGUUACGUGAGCACCUCUAAAACUACCGGAGUGAUGUUUCUGAACGAGGUCGCCCUCGGCAGACAACAUAACAUCACUAGAGAUAAUAGCUCCUUGAAGAAGGCCCCUCAAGGCUUUGAUAGUGUGGUGGCACGAGGAUCAGUGGAGCCAGAUCCAUCCAAGGACGUCAUCAUCACUUUGGAGGGCAAGGAGGUUGCUGUGCCUCAGGGUAAGCCCAUAGACCAGCCACAGUUCUCAAAUAGCUCCUUCUGCAACAGUGAAUAUCUCAUCUACAGAGAGAGCCAGUGUCGCAUUCGCUACCUGCUGGAGCUUAAAAUGUAUUAAUAACUCAGGGAAAGACGCAAGUCCUCUGAAAGAGAAAACUUUUGUCAUUCCCUCUAUAUAAUGGGCUUCCGAAAAAGCUUGGCUAGGCUGUUUUCUUAGAAUAAUACAUAUUAUCUUUGUUAUUAUUGUUAUUGUUCAUAUGUCCCUAUCAUGAUUCAUACAUGACUUCUCUGUGCCUUAUAUUUUGCACACUGUUAAAUUGGCCACAGUGUGAUAGACUGCACUUCCGUUAUAACGCAUUCUGACUCACUGUUUUAACAUUUUUUACCAGAAAAUGAAACAUUACUAUUCUCUUGUUCUAGAUAUUUGCACUGUUUUAUUUUGAAAUUACUUGCUGCACCUUAAGUUCUAUUUCGCUUCUCUUUUCUGGCUUGAGUAGCGUACCUUUUAAUUAUUGCACUUUUUAGUCCAAGUAGUAACUCUUAUAUAAACUUGCUCCUCAGAGAGAAAAUAAUAUGUUGUAUCUUGGAUAUGUAGAAGGGCUUUUUGGCAUGCUUUUUGCAGUUUUAACUAUACAGUAGAGCAUAAGUGAAAUAUGAUACUUUAUGAAUGGAUAAUGUAUGUUUACAGACAGAAGUAUAAAGUGCAAUUUGCGGCUAAUGUUCAAGCACUGUUACAAAUCUAAUAUUUGAAAAAACACUGAAAGUGCAUCUGCUAUGCAAAGUAAUGUAAGAAGAAAAUCAUGAAUACAGUAGGUCUUCUAGCUAUGCUACAAAUGCUAACAUAUGGUGUCUGUAAUGAGUAAGUCCCUUUGGAAUGUAAUGGCCUCAGCAUUUUUGCACUAAGACAUUAGUUGAACCAAUGAUUAAUGAAUAAACUGAAGUGCCCCUCUGA